UUAAUGUUGAUUAGACGUGAGGUGAUUUAUGCGUGAAAGCGGUUAACAAUUUUUUUAUUGUAUCUUUCGAUAUUUUUCGUUUGAUUAUAUUUAGUGGAUAUAUGCAUCAAAUAACUUUUAUCAGUCCAAUAUACGUAUUCGAUAGCAAAUUGUUUCAGACGUGUGUAGUGUAUAUUAAAUAAAUUUAACAACGAAAAACUCAUCAGGAGACAAAAAAUUAUAUUCCAUAAGCCAAAACGAACAAAUUGCAAAGAUAAAAAUCUGAACAUUUCCAUUGCGAUUUCUUUGCAAAAAAAUCAAAAUCAAUUACUUACAUUACCUAUUAUUAAAAAAAAAAAACAAGUGCAAUUAAAAUAAUAAUAAAAAACGUCUGCAACAAUAAUAAUAAUAAUAACAACAACAUACGAUGGGUUACACCAUACAGAACUCUGAAACUGGCGAAGUCGAUUAUAUAUACACCGAUGAUAGCACCACUGUAGAAUUACCAAAGUUCGACCAAGAAACUGGAGAACCGUUAAAUGGCAAACUUAAAGUGCGUUACAUUAAACACAAAAGUUUUCAUAUACCCAAGAAGUAUUUGCGUGGUACCCCAUGCGAAGAGUUUGACAAGCAAAUAAGUGGUGACUAUAAUGAAAAUUUUCCACCUCACGAUAUACAGGUCUUGCCAGUGAACGACAAAAACGAAAAACCCAAAAGUCCUCAAUAUGCCAGAGAAGACUAUCUGAAAAUGGAUGGUGUUAUAAAUGAAAUUGUAUUGGGUUAUAACAAAUCGUCACAUCACUUGCUCCUUAUUCCAACCUUGUUCUUUUUCAACAUAUAUCUGGCUUUGCUAUUGGGUAUUAUCGAAAUGUUUUUGCAUUGGUGGGCUCAUCACAAAAAUGGAUUAAAUACGAACAAGCAAAUUUACUUUCGCAGUCCAUUGCACUUAUUGACUUCACAGUUCUGUGCCGUUUGCCGAUCUGAAUCCGAAAUGGACAUAAAACUUUUUGAUAUGCUUAACAAGCACAUGCGCGAAGCAAGAAGGUCUAAGACACUACGAAACGUAUCAAAAGCGAUUAGUUAGAAAUAGAAAUCUAACUAAAUCUACCAAUAAAAUUAAAAGACAAGCUUUCUAAAAGACAGGAUGAGUAAUACGUAACUGACUUAACUUACAUUAUGUAAAGAGCUCAACAAACGUUGAACAAAUUCUCUCUUCCACAAUUAUAGAAAAUUGCCGUCUGAGAUGAACUAAUG
Molecule: messenger RNA, 1233 nt
Organism: Teleopsis dalmanni
Lineage: Eukaryota; Metazoa; Arthropoda; Insecta; Diptera; Diopsidae
Exons: 4
Coding region: 407-1063 (218 amino acids)
Source: RefSeq, a predicted model, not a curated record